AUGAGUGCCGCCCACCAGCAUCCUUCAUCCUCACCAUCACCCACAUCACCGUCCUUUGAGCUGUCCCCUAUCUCAGCACCUACACUCGGUGCCGCUCCAGCACAAGCACAAGCAUCAUCAUCACCACCAAGAGCAGAAGAACCCCAUUAUACACUCCCCCACUCGCCCUCCUCACCAAGCCUCGAACACCAGCAGCACACGCUCACUCUCUCGGAACGCAACGCACGCUCCCGGGAUAGACCCUAUACUGCCCACGGAUCGAGCAACCCGUUCCCGAUAAACGCGUUCAUUCUCGGGCCCGACGGGUUUGGGGAGCACUUGGGCGUGGCAAGCCUGGGACUGGGAGGACACUACUUGAGCGCGAGCGCACGCACGAGCUUCACCAGGGUGGACACGGAGAGUUAUUACGGCGGAGGCGGAAUGAACGGGAACGGGACCGAGCCUCAUGCGAGCGAUGGAGCAGGAGGAGGAGCUGGGGCUGGCAACGGAGCGGCGAGCGGUGGGAACGGAGGGAACUUCAGCGGAAACGGAGGGACUCAGAGAGGGGUGGGAUACCCUCCGCUGCCUCCGCUCGCGAGCGUCUCGUCGACGUACGGCAGCAACGCAGAGGGACAAAACGCCACCGCCGUCGCUGCACCCCCGCAGGCGCCGUCGCAGAUGCUCCCUCAACCUCAAUCACAAGCACAGUCACAAACGCAGUCGCCAGAGCAACCUCAAUCUCAAGCACAGAAUCAGCUGCAACUCGAGCCCGUCCCGCAGACACCUCAGGUUUUCCUUACAUUUUUGCUCGUCUCAGGGCGGCGACGGACGAUGUCAUUCGACCCGGAGACGAGUGUCGGGCGCGUCAAGGAGCUCGUGUGGAGCUCGUGGUCUUCGGACUGGGAAGACGAGCGCCCACCUGCUCCCGCUUACUUACGCAUCCUCUGGCUGGGCAAAAUUUUGCAGGAUGAAGACACUCUUUCCCACCUCAAAUUCCCUACCGCUCUCUCCUCCCCCGCCCAACACACCGCCGUCCCACCCUCCUCCCUACCGCCUAUCACACCAACGACACCAUCGACCCCCAAUCCACUUCAUUCAGGCGCUGCAGUGCCUACAGCGACAAUCGUUCACCUCUCGAUCCGCGCGUUUGCGCCUCCCCCGGAGGGUGUUGACUCACUUGGGAAGAACAAGAAGCGCCUUAGCGCUGCCCUCGCUAGCGUUGGUGUCCGUCGGCAGUCUCUCCAGCCUCCACCAUCUGAACCGGGCACUGGGGAGGAAGGCGGUGGGACAAGGGCUAGAAGCAGGCUGAGCAUGCGGAGGAGGAGUACGGCUGGUGUACCCGCUGCAGGUGCGGGCGGACCUGUCGGUGGAACGGGUCCAGCGAUACCAGAGGAGACGGAGGAGGGUGCGGGCGGAUGUCGGUGCAUUAUCUGCUGAACGACUUGGAGCUUCGGUCGCCAUUUUACCCGUGGGAAUUCAUGUUUUCUCAUCCACUCUCCGGCUCUCGUGUUCUCCCCGCUCAUUCGGCUUCAUACGCAUCAGUCUGGACGUCAAUAGAUGUUCUUGUCCCGCUUUCGAUCUCUUUACAUCUAGCACUGGCAUCUUCUGGUCGUCCUCUGGAUGCUCUCUGGUCUCUUGCACGCAUCCACACAUCCUGUUCCCAACCUGGUCCUUGGCCUGCGCGUUUAUCAGAAUAUGCAUACACUCACGUCUCGUGACGCUUUCUCUCUCUCCUUUCUUCCCCAUCUACAUAAUCUCUCGGUUUUUCUUGCUCUCGUUAUCUUGCCUUCAUGUCAUAACGUUUAAUGUCGCGCAUAUAGUCAUCGUUUCGGAUUGUUAUACAUUUUCC
Messenger RNA from Coniophora puteana RWD-64-598 SS2, 1828 nucleotides. RefSeq lists its product as uncharacterized. NCBI's taxonomy places the organism in Eukaryota, Fungi, Basidiomycota, Agaricomycetes, Boletales, Coniophoraceae. The transcript has 3 exons. Gene Ontology annotation, molecular function: protein binding. The record is from RefSeq and is a predicted model, not a curated record. The coding region runs from base 1 to 1416 and encodes 471 amino acids.